UCUCUCUCUCUCUUUUCCAGCCUGCUUGUGGUUUCCACUGAGUGCACAACCCCACACACUCCUCUCUUCCUCCCUCUUUCUCUCUCUCUCUCCCUCUUUCUCUCUCUCUCUCCCUCUCUUUCUUCCUCUUCCUCUCUGUCUGUCCCCUCCUUCUUUGUCUGCUCUACUUUCUGUGCGGCCGGCUGUUUCCACUCCAUCUCUCUCUCUCUCUUUCUCUCUUUCACUCUUUCGCUCUCUGUGUCACUCACGUCUUCACAAUAGACUUUCACUCUAACUCCGAGAUGUGGAUGAGAGCGUCAUAGAGCGAGGCAACGGGGAGAAAGGGAGCGAGGGAGAGAGAGAGGCAGCGAGAUAGAUAGGCAGAUUGAAGGAUAGAGUAAGAGGAGAGGAGAGAGAGAGGAGAGAGGUAGAGAGAAAAGAGUGUAUCUGGUGACUUGGCAACAAUGGAAACCCGAUCGGACCCCGCGGCGAGCCAGGAGCCGGCCAAAGAGGACCUGGUUGAGAGCAAGCAGAUCGAGCGCUUUGACAUCCCGCUGGACUCGCUCAAGAGGAUGUUCGAGACGCCGCCGGGAGCAGCAGCGCAGCACACAGAAGUAAAAGUGACCCACACUCCGAAGCGAUUGACACACACAUUUCCACCAGAGCCGUCGAGUGAAGAGGGAGUGCUCACACACACACACGGAGACGGGAUGGCCAGCACGCAGGACAUCAACACCUCUGCAGGCGGCGGAGAGAGUGAGGAUCCGGAAGUCGAGGGCGUCUCAGUCAAGGAGAGAAUGGCCAUGUACCAGGCAGCCGUGUCCAAGAAGGAAGCCAGCUCCACUGGGAUGGAGGAAAAUGAGGUGUGCACUGUGCCAGGUGGGCUGGCGAGCGUCAAGAAGCAGUUUGAGUCUCAGGAGUUCACGUCUUCCUCAACAUCACACAGCACUAUUAGACUACAGGAGACAUCCAGUUCAUCAACCACUCAGAGAGUCACCUUCAGUCAGAAUGAGCAGGUGAGUCGUGAGCAGGCCUUUCACCAGAACCACCACGCCACUAGCGGAUACGAGAACCAUUUUGACGAGACAGUGAGGGUGAUAGGAGGGGAGGAUCUACCCAAGGUGUCCACUCAGACCCUGAAGCAGCAGUAUGAAAAGACCAUUGAGGAGGCCGCACCCAGCAAACAAGUCAAGAUUGAUGUUGAUUACAAUGAGUUCCAAUGGGCUCCAGUGAACGUCUCCUCCAAGGUGACUCAGGAUGGACACUACGAGACCGUGGCCGUCACCAGAACAAUCGACGCCUCCUCUUCCUCCUCCACCUCAGCCUCAUCCUCUGCUAAAACUACCACUACAGUGCUCGAGCAGCAGCAACAGCAGGUGCAAGAGCAGCUAAGCUUCCCCCCUCCACCCACCGAGUUUCUCCAGGUACCCAAUGAGGUUCCUGUCCGCUGCCCCUCCCCCCAGCCCACACCAGUCCUUCCCCACGGGCACGUCUGCCCCCACCAGCUUGCCCGCGACUACCACUUCAAGCAGCGCAACUUGGCCGAGAUGAAGCGCCUCUACAAGCACAUCCACCCGGACAUGCGCAAGACCCUGGAGAAGGACAUUUACAACGAGGAGCUGUCCUGCGCUGAAUACGAGGAUGCACUGCAGCAGACACGGUCCAUGUUUGAGAGUAGCAGCAGCCCCAGCAAGUGCAUGAGCCCUGAGCGGGAAUACCUAGAGUGGGACGAGAUCCUCAAGGGAGAGGUGCAGUCCAUGCGCUGGAUGUUCGAGAACAAGCCUCUCGACACCAUCAAGGAUGAGACGCCGGACGAGGACAGCGGCAUGGAACAUGGCGGGCGGAACAUUGCACAGCAGGAGAUCAUUGCAGGAAAUGAUGUCAAGUACACGGCCUGGAUGUUCGAGACACAGCCUAUUGAUGCACUGGGCGCAGACACGCCUGACUCAAUGGAGCAGCAGAACGGCGGAAGGAUUAAGGAGCUGGCUAGAGGGGAUGUCAGGACAGCCACGUGGUUGUUUGAAACACAGAACAUGGACACACUCAACAAGAUCUACCAGGAGGACAACCAGGGCAACGAGGUGGUCUACACCAAAGACAUAUCGGGAGGCGAUGUGAAGACCGCCCGUUACCUCUUUGAGACCCAACACCUGGACUCUCUGAGCCACACAGAGACCAUUGAUGAGAGCCACUUCCUCAGCCUGAAGUCAGAGCUGGAGGAGAUCAAAGGAGAGGUGAAGAUGACCACCAAGAUGUUUGAGACUCACCCCAUGUGCGUCAUCCGUGGAGACUCUGGCGAGAUGCUAGAGAUCACCAAGGUGCGUCGGGAGGAGACAGAGAAGGGAGACGUCAAGACGUCACGCUGGCUCUUUGAAACCCAGCCUCUGGAUAUGAUCAACAAAGACCCAUCCCAGGUGAAGCUCAUCUGCGGCGUGUCCAUAGAAGAGAACCACCAGGGCGGGGUCAACAAGGGCCGCUGGCUGUUUGAGACUAAAACCCUGGACACCAUCAAAGACGAGGAGUGGGAGGGCUCCAGACAAACAAAGGAGCAGAUCAUCGGUGCGGAUGUGCGCAAGCACUGCAUGGUCUUUGAGACCCAGCCCAUGGACACUCUGAAAGACAACGCAAACGCAAGACCGACAGAGGCCACCGACAUCCUCGGAGGAGACGUGACCUCUGCCAGGCACCUGUUUGAAACGGGUCCCAUGGAUGACCUGAAAGAGCUCAGAGAUGUAGGCAAACUGCAGAAGAGAACCAUGACAGAGGAGGAGAGGGGAGAUGUCAGGCACCAGAAGUGGCAGUUUGAGACCAGGCCGCUGGAGCAGAUCAGGGAGGAGAGGAAAGAAAUCACUCGUACAGUCAACCUGGAGGCUCUGGAUAAGGGAGAUGUGAGAAAUUACAAGGAGGUCUUUGAGACAAUGGAUCUCAGCAAAUGCGACACACAGAGGAUACAGGUGGAAGGUGUCACAAGUGGCUCUGUCAGAUCCAACAAGCACCUGUUUGAGUCGACACCCAUGUACGCCAUGCAAGACAGUUCAGGCCACUACCACGAGGUUAAGACCAUCCGACGGGAAGAAGUGGUCAAGGGUGACGUGCGUAGCUGUAAAUGGAUGUUUGAAACAAGGCCAAUUGAUCAGUUUGAUGAGAGCAUAGACAAAUUCCAGAUCAUCAAAGGCAUAUCCAAGCAGGAGAUUGAAUCAGGUGAUGUGAAAACAGCCAAGUGGCUUUUCGAAACUCAGCCUCUUGAUGCCAUCAAGUACUUCAGUAGUGUUGAAGACGAGGAGAACAAGACUAAAGAGGGCGUCCAUAUUGAGCAAGGUGAUGUCAAGACGUGCAGAUGGCUGUUUGAGACACAGCCUAUGGAUGCCCUGUAUGAAAAGGCUGAGGUCAAGGAAGAGUCCACUGAGGUGCAGAAAGGAGAUGUAAAGACAUGCACCUGGCUGUUUGAGACACAGGCCCUGGACACCAUACGCGAUGAGUCAGAGACUGUACUGAAGACUUGCACAGUGGACCAAGAGGAGGUCCAGGGCAAAGACGUGCGCCUCGCUCGCUUCCUGUUUGAGACAGAAAAUCUGGAGAAUAUCACAGGAGAGGACAACAGUGACUUCAAGAGAGUAACUCAGAUUGAUAUCCAGUCUGGAGAUGUUUCCAGAAUGAAGUACGUCUUCGAGAACCAGGCAUCUGACAUCAUGACCUCCACCUCGGGGCAGACCAUGAUGAAGCUGAAGUCUCAACAAGCUGAGGACAUCCAGAAAGGAAAUGUGGUCAACUGCACCUAUCUGUUUGAGACCCAGAAUAUUGAUGCCAUCCGUGACUCAGAGGAGUCAAAAGAUGUUCGCACAGUCACAGACGUCCAGGGUGGAAAUGUCGACAAAGGACGCUUCAUUUUCGAGACUUACUCUCUGGAUAAAAUCCAAGAUGAGGCCUCAGAGACAGAGAUCAAAAAGAUUCAGUCUACCAUCAGGGAGGACAUUGAGAAGGGAGAUGUCAAGAACUACACCAUGAUGUUUGAGACCCAGCCUCUCUACGCCAUUCGAGACAAAGAGGGACACUACCACGAAGUGACCACUGUCACCAAGGAGGAGGUUAUGAGGGGAGACGUAGUCGGGGCCAGGUGGCAAUUUGAAACAAAGCCCCUGGACUCCAUUCGAGACACUGAUGAAGUUUACAUCAUCAAGGCUGUGACAGAGGAAGAUGUGCAGAAGGGAGAUGUCCGAUCUGCCAGGUGGAAGUUUGAAACUCAGCCACUGGAUGAGAUCACUGAGGAAAUGAAAGUACGUCUGAAGACUGUGGAACACAUCGAGAGUGGAGAUGUGAAGAUGAACAAACAACGUUUUGAGGAUGACCAGAGCUCCAAGUAUGUCAGAACGGUCAGUGUGAGCGAGAUUCAAAAGGGAGAUGUGCGGUCUUCCACUUGGCUCUUUGAGACACGCACCAUCGACCAGAUUCAUAGCGAGGGCUCCGAAUAUGACGAGAUGGAGAAGGUCACAAAGGAAGAAGUGGUGAAAGGAGACGUGAAACAGUCCGUGUGGCUGUUUGAGAAAGAGCCUCUGGAUCGCAUAAAGGAGAGUGACGGGACAGAAACCGUUGUCACCCGGGAGGUGAUCCCACAGGGAGAUGUGAAGAGCACAACGUGGCUCUUUGAGUCUACACCCCUCAACCAAUUCAGUGAAAGCAGCGUCGAGAGAACUGAGAUCAUUGGCAAGAGCAUUAAGAGCACCCUGGAGGAGCUGUACAGCCAGAGGAUGGUGGACUCACAGGGUAUCCUCAUUGAGACAGACGAGAUUGGAGAUGUGAGGAUGGCCAAGUAUAAACUGAUGAACCAGGAAGCACCAGAGAUCCAGCGCGAGGAGGUGAUCAGAGGCGAUUUGAACAACAUCAUGAUGAACUUGCUGAACCGCUGUGAGCGCACAGAUAAGGCCAUCACCAUCGACAUGGAGGAGAGAGGCAACAUCAACACCACAGUCAAACAGCUGUUUAACCAGGAGAAGGGAGUGAACAUGGAGAAGGAAGAGAUAAUCAGAGGAGACAUACAAGAGGCCAUCAACAGCCUGCUCAAAGAGGAAGGCGCCAACAAAAGGGGCAUCCUCAUCCAGGAGGAUGAGAAAGGAGAUGUUAGGAUGACCAUCUACUCCCUCUUGAAUAAAGAGACUGAAGAGGGCAUUGAGAAGGAGGACAUAGUCAGGGGCAACGUGAGAGGAACUCUGCACAGGCUCCUCUCCAACCCUGAUGAUUCGGAGCAGAGCAAGAUCAGAGUGGGAGAGACGGAGAGGGGAAACGUGAGCUUCUACUCCACGUGCAUUGAGUCCGGGGCACUGGAUUACCUGCGGCAACUGCAGACGGAGGCCGGUGAAACCAUAGAGGAGAAUCAGGAGAAGGAGAAGAUCAUCGGUGGUGACGUAGAGACAACCAAAAUGAUGCUGAGAAGGAACCAGAAGGAGAUUGGCCGCACGGUGACCAAUGAGGAUAUCUUACGUGGAGACGUGCACAGCAACGUGAAAGUCUUCAUGACGGCACCGACGGCUGCUCAGAACCUGCAGAAGGAGGAGGUAGUCAAGGGUGACCUGAGGGCAGCUCUCGACUCUCUCACACAAGCUGCGAACCAAAGGGUUAGCAUGGAGAAAGAGCAAGUGGUGAGAGGAAACAUAAACACCACGCUGCGCUCACUGGCGGAGGCUACCAACCAGGUGAAGGGUGUGGAGAAACCAGAAAUAGUCAGAGGGGACAUCAGAGGAGCCUUAGAGUCUCUUGAGAAGUCAGCCAACACCAAGACAGAGGUGGUGAUCGAGGACCUGGUGCCUGGAGACAUUAGGGGCACCCUAAGGUCCCUUGAGGAGGCGAAACAAGCCAUGAAGGAGGUGGAGAAGGAGGAGAUUGUCAGAGGCGACAUCCACUCAGCCAUGCGAGGUCUCCAGGAUGCCUCCUCAGAGAAGAAGAUGUACCAGCAUCAGGUCAGCGAGCAAGGGGAUGUGAGGGGCACCAUUCAGCUGCUGAUGGAGCCAGGUGCCGCCCCACGCAUGCAGCGCAGGGCCAGCACAGAGGGAGACAUCAAAACCUCCAUAAAGGCACUUUACGAGCAGGAGGAAACUCAGAUUGAGAAAGAGGAGGUGGUGAGGGGGGAUGUUCAGGGUGCCAUACACUGCCUGUUGACAAAGAAGGAGGAGACGCACACGCACAAGGGCCACAAUGUCAGGAGGGUGAAGGCUCCUCUGCAUGAGUGCCCAGAGUGUUUGGCUGCUGCCAUGGCACAGAGCAGGGCCAUGGCCAUGAUGAACCAGACUGAGACUGGAGAGACAAACAGCAGUAGCCAGGGUGUCUCUCAGACUCAAACCCAGCAGAGUUCCCAGGCUGCAGGACAGACAAGUCAAUCCACAGUCUCAGAGGCAACAACUGUCGAAACCACCUCUGAGGUUUCUCAGCAGUCUGCUCAGUCUCAGUCUCUAUCACAGACUCAGCAGCUGAGCAAGAAGCAACAGCAGCAGAUGAAGAUGAAACAGCAGCAAAACAUCAAACAACAGCAGCAGAUCAAACAACAGCAAAUGAAGCAGCAACAGCAACAGAUCAAGCAGCAGCAACAGCAACAGCAGCAGAAGCAACAGCAACAGCAAGUGAGCAAGCAGCAGCAGCAGCAGCAGCAACAGCAGCAGAACAGUGCUAAGCAACAGCAAGUCAGCAAGCAAGAAGAGAAAGUCAAACAGGAAGUGACUGUCAAGGAGGAAAUUAAUGUUCAACAACAGCAAACCAGCUCCCAUCAGCAACAGCAAAAAGUCACCCAGGCGGAGCAGCAAACAAGCAUUCAGCAUCAGCAAACAGUCACCCAGGAGCAACAGGUGAGGGAACAGCAAACAAAGGUUAAAGGUCAAAAGGAAGCAGCCAAGGUAAAGGCUGGUAACCCUGGCAACCCUGGCAACCCUGGACCCAUACAGAUCAAGAGGAAGAACACCGUGAAGCAGAAGGAGAAGGCUGAGGCCACACAGCAGGUCACCACAGCCACACAGCAGGUCGCUGCGGUGACAUCAGGCACUGUGGCAACACAGGAAACGUCCCAGGUCAAUGUUACCACAAAACAGACCCAGGAGAUAAGGACCGUCACACAGGUGCAGACCUCUGUGACGACAGAGCAGAAGAGCGUCACUCAGAAGCAGACUGUGAAGAACCUGAAAUCGGGCUACAGUGGCGGCAAGGGAAUGAUCAAGAAGAACAAGCAGCAGCAGCCUCCUCAGCCUCAGAUCGACCUGCCUCUUCCUCCUGCCUCACCUCCUCCUCCGUCCGAGUCAGAGCUCUCCCUACCUCCUCCUCCUUCUCCCAUCACAGACGUGCCUCCUCCUCUGGUGCGUCCUCAGGUAAUGAGGCAGGACAGCGACCUCCCUCUCCCUCCACCACCUCCACCCUCUACUGCGGAGGCUGAUGCAGAGUUCUUCCCCCCUCCACCUCCCCCUCCAUCUCAGGACUUCCUGCCUCCUCCUCCAACCCAGCAGGAGUUGAGCGCCGUGUCCCAGACCGGCCCUGCCAAACCCAAAUCUCGUCCCCUCUUUAAAGUCCCCAAGCCAGAGCCCCCCAAACCAGCUGAGCCUCCCAAAUUCAAAUGGCAGAAGAAGCAGCCACCAGCACCCCAACCACCUCCUCCCCCACCUACACCUCCUCCUCCAGCUCCUGUAGUGGAAAAACAGGACAUAUCUUCCACAAAAGAGGAGAGUGCCAAACAGGAAGAACAGAUGAAGACGCAAUCUGUGCCACCAUCUCCUCCUCCUCCACCAGUGUCAAAGAUUCCCUCUGGUAUCCCAGUGCCCAGGCCUGUGCAGGGGGAAUCUCCACGCCCACCCAAGAAAGUGUGGGUGCCCCCCAUAAAACUGCCACCUCCCCCUGAGACCACUGAGGCGCCAAAGCCAAAACCAUAUGUCAGGAAGUUCAAGACUCCUCUCAUGCUGGCUGAGGAGAGGUAUCGUAAGCAGAGAGAAGAAGAAGAGAAGUCCAAGGUCACCCCUCCAACAUCACCUCCACAGGUGCAAUCUCCAGUCCAGUUGCAGCCACCGGCACCACCACAGGUAACAGUGGAAGAAAAUAAGCCAGAGCCUCCCCUACCACCUCCCCCAAAAGAGCCUGAAGUUGUUGCCAAACAAUCCCCAGUUCCCAAGGAGCCACCUCCAGUCAAACCACCCACCCAAAUCCCCAUGGCCAAGCCCACAAUUGGUAAGAAAUUUGGCCAAGACUCAAAAAAGCAACAGGCUAUGUCCUCUGAAGUGACUCAAGCUGCCCAGUCUAUUUCGUCUGAUGUUCAGGCCUCAUCCAAUGUCCAAACCCAACAGCAGCAGACAGCUGUCAAGACCAGCUCUGAAACAACUGUCUCCAAACAGGAAGCGGUGGAGCAAGUCUCCAGCUCUGUAACACAAGAGGUGAAAAAGGGGGGGCCCCAACCCCCUAUGAAGAUGCCCAAGGUGACACCUAACUUCAAGGUCAAAACAUUCAAGCCACCCAAGAUCGAGGCAGAGGCCAAGCAAGAAGUAAAUGUGGCACAGAAGGAGACUGUGGUGACUGAAGCCACCACACAGGUGGGCCAGAAGACCACAGAGAGCUCCCAGAUCAUCCAGGCAAGCACAGCAGAACAGGUAUUAGAGGCCACCUCUGGAGCUACCCAUAAAACCGAGGUGUUUACGGAACAAACUGGCAAGGCCGCUGCAGCUGCAAGCACCAAAGUGGAGAUUCAGAUGAAAAAAUCCAAGCACAAGUCAAAGAAGGAGAAGGAGGUGAAACAGGUCAUGCCUAUCCAGGUCUCCCCUGUGCCCCCCAUGACCCCCGAGGUUCCACAAGGUCAGGUGAUGGUCAUCCAGUCCCAGCAGCAGCAGCAGGUUAAAGAGAAGCAUGUGCAGAUCAGAGAGGAGGUGGUGGUGACGGAGAAGCAGGUGCAGCAGCAGAGCAUUCAGCAGACGAGCAAGAUCCAGAUCAAGAAAAAAUCCCAACAGCAACAACAGAAACAGAUCCAGCAACAGCAACAGAUCCAGCAGCAACAACAUCAACAGACCCAGCAGCAAGAGGCAGAAGUCAGCACACAAGAAGUGAGCGCUCAGGAGGUGGUGAGCGAGAUCUCUCAGAGCCAGAUGUAUGAGGAAGUGCAGAAGGUGCUGAGUCAACUCAAAUCCCUGCAGGGCAAAAUGGCCACUGCACAUUCUGUGAAGGCCAUGUUGAGCUCCCUGCCUGACUGGCUGAUCACCAUGGAAGAGAGAUCACGGCUGUGGGCCGUCCAGUACAGCAAGCAGAAGGUGAAGGACGUUGUGACUCAUAUAAGGAACAUUGCUCAGUCCAAACUCAUCUUCCUGGAGGAAAACAUGCAGCAGCCGGCCAGCAAGCCAGAGCCAGAGCCCCAGCCCCAGUCUGAGCCUGUGGUGGUGCAGGCCCAAGCCGGGGGAGCGGCUCAGAAAAUAUCUAAAAUAAGCAUUGGAUCUGCAAAAAUACAGAGUCAGAAGAAAAUGAAGGAGGAGAGGAGGAGCACUCAGGAGAUUAAGGAGCAGGACGUUUCAGCAGCAGCUGCAUCAAGUACCCCAGAGCCCAAAGCAGCACCCCAAAGUGACUCCAUGCGGUUCAGAACCCCCUCCCCCACCUUCAUUAGUAUUGAGUCGUCCAGGAGGACCGACUCUCCUUUGGUCCCUCCAGUGGCCCCCUCCCCCCCACCAUCACACCGGUCAGGGGCUACACCGACACCCCCACCUCGCUGGGCGGAAACCCCCACUAAGAUGUACCGGUCAGGGGCUACUCCCUCCCCCACAAUGAGCCGAUCAUCCAAGCUGAGAGAUAACUUGGCCAAGAUGGCCCAGACGCCACCUCCAAUGCCCAUCCCCGAGCACAUGACCAUGACGUCAUCUAUCCGCGCCUCUGAGAUGGAAGCCAUGGAGACCUCAUCCGUGUCCUCCAGCCACCAGGAGUUCUGCAUGGAGACGAUGCAGUACACAGACACGAUGUUGGACCUCUCGGACGCAGAGAUUCACGGUGACUCGAUGAUGUCAGUGAAGGACAAGCAGAAGUUCUUCGAAGAGGCGCAGAAGGCGGAGGUGAACAAGCAGUACUUACGUAAGGACCCGAUCGACAUCCCUGAGCGGCUGGGAGCCGAUGGCGAGGAGGAGGAAGAGGAGGUCAUCAUAGAGGCCCAGGUGCCCUUCAAGGAGGACCUGCCCCGCAUCGACCUGUCCAGGCUCGUCAACAGGUUCGAGUCGCCACAGCCCAAGGUGUACACCCGCAAGGACCCCAUUCAGAUCCCAGAGAGGCUCGGCAGUGACACAGAGGAGGGGGACGCAGCUGAGAUCGAGCGCAAGCCCACCCCGGCUGAUGAGAUGCCCUCCUUCGACAUGAAGGCCAUCAAGAACGUGUUUGAGCUAGGGCAGCCAAGCUUCCACCACGUCCGGGAGGAGAAACGGGACAAGGACGGCUCCGGCAGCUUCUCCGAGACGCAGUCCGUCACGGAGCACUACACCACCAUGGACGAGUUCGGCAACACCAUCACCGUCUCCGGCUCCAGUACGACCUCUCAUGCAGAAAGCGUGCAGCACUCCUCCGGCAGCCCCAUGCCCGUGCCCAUCCCGAACCCGCCGAGCUACGCAGAGGUUGUUAAGGGUGGCAUGGGCGCGUCGCCCGAGCCUUCCGCCGAGGAGCUGCUGAAAGGCUUCCAGCAGUCGUGGGUCGAGAGCGAGACAGUGUUCCGGAACCUUGGCUUCAGCGCCAACCAGCAGUCGCGGAGCUCCUCUUCCUCUUCACGCACCGUGACCAGCGAGAGCACGGGUGCCCGAGUCCGAACUGUGUCGGGUAUGUCGGAAGAGAGUCUACCCCAUGGAGUCUCUGAUAGCAGACAAACAAAACUUUCAUAAGACAUGCUUCCGCUGUACACACUGUAGCAGCCAGCUAAGCCUAGGCACGUAUGCCUCUCUCCAUGGGCGAAUGUACUGCAAGCCACACUACAAGCAGCUGUUCAAAGCUAAAGGCAACUACGACGAAGGCUUUGGAGAAAGACCCCACAAGGAACUUUGGAACAACAAGAA
Molecule: messenger RNA, 11003 nt
Organism: Engraulis encrasicolus (European anchovy)
Lineage: Eukaryota; Metazoa; Chordata; Actinopteri; Clupeiformes; Engraulidae
Gene: xirp2a
Product: xin actin binding repeat containing 2a
Exons: 10
Coding region: 444-10832 (3462 amino acids)
Biological process (GO): actin filament organization; actin cytoskeleton organization
Cellular component (GO): stress fiber; focal adhesion
Molecular function (GO): actin filament binding
Source: RefSeq, a predicted model, not a curated record